This is a messenger RNA of Fusarium musae, 705 nucleotides long. RefSeq lists its product as uncharacterized. Gene Ontology annotation, molecular function: lyase activity. NCBI's taxonomy places the organism in Eukaryota, Fungi, Ascomycota, Sordariomycetes, Hypocreales, Nectriaceae. The transcript has 2 exons. Bases 1 to 705 code for a protein of 234 amino acids. The record is from RefSeq and is a predicted model, not a curated record.
AUGCCUUUCGGUACUCUCAAGACAAAGGAAGCUAGAGGCCCCAUCCCUCUCUGCUCUCCGCCCUACCCUGUUGGCCUGGAUGAAUUCACCGACGUCACAGUUCUUUCGGUCAAAUAUCAUACUAUAUACGAUGCCGUCAAGGACAUGAUCCCCGAGGAACUAGAGCUAGAAGAUGAACCCAUUGUCACCCUCACCCUCUUCAACUAUGGCAUGAGUCCUAUUGGCCCGUACAACGAGUUUGUCUGUGGAGUCGAAGUCAAGUUCCAGGGUAACAAGAUGCCCUUUUCCAUCGAGCUUGUCCUCAACAACGAAGGUGCCAUUUAUGCCGGACGAGAGCGUUGGGGUAUUCCCAAAUUGAUGGGUGUCGUUGAGUUUGAUCCCUCCGCCACGAAUUCAGCUCCUAACGGAAUCAUCACGGGCCAUGUCGAGCGUCCCGCGGGGUGCAAGCUGGUCCAGUUCGGGUUCAAGCCGCUCAAGAAAGUUCAAGACUGGGGUGUUCUUGACGGCAUGAAGCGCCAGAGUCUUCACCUCCGCUCCAUUCCUGCGGCGAAUAGUCAUGAUCCCCCAAUUCUCAGGGAGUUCAUCCCUACCUGUAUGGAGAUAACUCAUGCUGAGGUUUGGACUGGCGAAGGAUCUGUUGGUCUCUUUAAUGUUUCCGAGUUCGACCCGGUUCAUCGACUCAAGGUCGUGAAAUACAGGUGCUAG